Nilaparvata lugens (brown planthopper) is the source of this 5321-nucleotide messenger RNA. Its product is annotated as guanine nucleotide exchange factor subunit RIC1. The transcript is spliced from 3 exons. NCBI's taxonomy places the organism in Eukaryota, Metazoa, Arthropoda, Insecta, Hemiptera, Delphacidae. The record is from RefSeq and is a predicted model, not a curated record. The coding region runs from base 153 to 986 and encodes 277 amino acids.
GCCUGAGCGUGAGCUUGUCAUUCGGCAUCAAAUGCCCGCCAAGUGAGGUUGUGCCAAGUGCGGUUAUCAUUUGCUACUGCAGUGUGUGCCAUUCGUCGACGAUUUCAACAAGCCAAUUACUGUUUCUAGUUGCCAUAAAGUCGUAAAUAAUUAUGAUCUUCGCUAGAAGGUGGCAAGUGCUACUGGCAGCGUCCCUGUUAGUCGGCUACUGUUUCGCUGACGACAACCUGGAACGAAGAGAGAAACCUGAAAGAGAAGAGAGACAGACACAUAACGAGGUUGCCGAUGCAACGAAAUCAGCCAGCAAAGAGACAACGCAAGUGAGGAUAGGAAGUGCAGCGGUCAAGAAAACGGCCAAAAAUGCUGAUCUGCUAAGGAAGUUAGGACUAGUGAAGCUGAAGGGUCCCUCAGCCAGUCAUCAUAGGAAGAGACUUGCGAGUCAGUCAAGGGGAGCUCGUCCAGGAGAUUCUCAUGUGGUGGUAGUGAAACUUCCUCCAGCGCCCCACUACUACACACACAGUCGUCCGCUGACUCAGCCGUUUGACAAGCUGGGUGUCGGCUUCUUCUCCAACGGACGUCCGGCGCGCAUCAGUCCACUCAACCUGCCAUUGGCUGAGAAAUCACUGCAGGCAAGACGAGCCCGUCCCAACAUCCAUCCAUAUCCAAACACUCAUUCCAGUCUCCAUCCUAACGCACAUCCUAACGCUCAUCCUAGCGCACAUCCUAGUUCUCAUCUUAGCUCUCAUCCUAGCUCUCUUAUCAACAUCCAUCCCCACUCCUCGUCAUCUACAGCCCAGAAAUGGCAAAGCACCUUAGACGUGCACGACUUCCGUCAUGACGACGACCUCGCCCAGAUGCAUGCUGUCUCCUACUACAAGCCGAAAGGACCCACCAAGAAGGCUUUCCACAAGUACCUGGCCGCCAACGGGAAACUGCACUCGUUCUACGUCAUGUCCACUCACAAGAAGAAGAAGAAGAUUGCCUGAAAAUUGCGUCAUCACAGUUCUUGGCAGAGCACCUCUUAUCUGAUACCAACUCAUGAAAGGAAAAGGAAGAAGGAAAACCUUGAACGGAAAAUUCCCGUGGAUUUCUCUGCUCUGUAAUGUUUGUAUCAAUGAGACUGUUCAAAGCUUCCAAACUUGUUCAUAAUCGUUUUAACUCUUCUAGGAUUGUUCAAAACCGACUCGUGAGGUUAAGAAAGUGUAAAAAUUGGUUGGAAAUCUCCCAUAAACAUCUCUGCUUUGUAAUUAUCCAUCAAUGAAACUAUUCAAAAACUAUUCAACGCUGUCUAAUAGAAUUCAGUUCAGAACCGACUAGUGAAAGAAGAUAAGUGAGGAAAGGAGAGAGAUUCUCCAAAACUCGUGUUUAGAAACCUGGUAGAAAACAUGAAAUGAUUGUCCAGAAAAUUUCUUCUGAAAUCAAUACUUUUGAAGAUAUUUAUCAUUUGAUCGAGAAGUAUCGUUUGAACUUAUUUAAUACACUCAUACACUAUAAAAUACUUUUAUCAAUUCACUCUUUUCAAAUAGAACUUGAAUUUGCUGUCAAGUUGAAAGAAAUGGAGAAACUCCCAAAUGUGAAACUGAACUUUCUAAAUGUGAGUACUGAAAAAAUACUAGUUUGUGGGAAAAUCUGUUAAUAUUCUGAAAAACUCAGUGGAAAGAACAUGAAGAAAUAGGUAACUAGACGAGAAAAGAUAAUCUUAAAGAAUGCCAUGUUCCAAGAUAAACUAACUACCCUGCGAAGAAUACCAGAAAAUCAUUCUUGUUCGAUCUACUACUCGUAGGCCCAUGCUGUUCUUCAACCAAAAUUAUUGAACAAGAAGAACCAGAAAUCUACCAAAAGUGGUAGGAUUUUCAGUUUGUAUUGGCAAUAUGCUAUCCUCCAUAACAGUAAAUUUUGUUCCAUCUGUAUGAGUAUUCAUCAGUUCAUGGUAAUAUAAGAAAAUAAUUUCACCAGAUCACGGUUUCAUCAGUGACUCAUAGCUCAUUAGUGAAUUUAUAAAAUCAUCUUAUAUUUGUAGUACCGGUAGACGGGAUAGAUCAUCACUAAGAUGAGUAGAAGAAGAGUAGCUUGCAAUUAUUAUUAACUUUUCACUGGUAGAACUUCUAAAUUACUAAACAAUAUUAGUUCUCAUUCAUUGCAUAUUCUUGUCCUUCCCUUAUCCACGAAAUGGUAGUUCAAUUGUUUUUUUCAGAUAACGUUAAUUUCGUACCUACUUCAUUGGUCUAAGAUUAGAAAAUGUAGAACGUAUCAUACAAAUUAAGAGACCAGUACAGUACUAGUUGGUGUAAACACAGAAUCAAACCUUUAAAUAAAACUCAUUUCCCAUUUCUAGGAUUGUUCUAGGGUAAAAUGGUUAUUAAACUUCUCAAUUCUGUAAUUAUAGUGUAAAUAGUUGAUAUUAUUAAGUUUAAAUUAUUUGAUACAUCAAUAUAUAAUUGACAUUAUCUCUUGAAUGUGUUGUUGCAAAUAGUUGUAAGAUGUUCAGCAUUGUUAUUAAUACUGUAAUAUUCCUCUCUACCAUAGAAAUUCCAUUUUUUCUAGUAGUUCCAUGCAUCAUAGAAUGAUUCCCAGAAGGUUUCAAUUAUUCGAGUCAUAUUCCCUUUUACACCGUAAAUUAAUCGAGUUAUAUUCUCUUUUACACCGUAAAUUAUUCGAGUCAUAUUCUCUUUUACACCGUAAAUUAUUCGAGUCAUAUUCUCUUUUACAUAGUAAAUUAUUCGAGUCAUAUUCUCUUUUACACCGUGAAUGAAAAUAUACAUGUUCGAUGUUGUUGAAAUACAUUGUGAUUUUUAAAUGAGAAACAUUUAUAGCAUUAUGAUUUUAUGAGUAAUCUCUACAAGACUGGAAUCUAUUUUAUACUCGAAAAAUCAUUCCAUAUAAGAGUCUUUCUGAAAUCUUAUUAGUAAAACCACAGAUUACAACAUAAUAUAGAAUACAUAUAGAAUACAACAUGUAGUAUAUGCUGUAUUCUGUGGUAAAACCCUUGCUCAUCAUGAAUAUUUAAUCUACAAGAAUUGGACAAGAACCAAAUCUUAAUUUAUGGAUAUAUUUUGAAAAUAGUUUUCACAAUUCUUUACUCAAAUAGUGUUAUCCUUCAUUCACUGAAGCAAUUUGUCUAGAAAUAAUCCUCUACUGGGAAGGAUUUACCUGAUUGGUCAAACCUCUACGAACAUGUUAGAAUUUUUAUCAAUAUCAAUAAAUCCAAAUUUCUGAGUAUUAUGUGUAUUGAGGGAUUUUUGGAAUGAUCUAAUUAUCAUUUCAAAGGAAUUGAAGACUUUUCUUCAAGACUAAGUUUAAUUAAGACUAAAGCUGAAUUGAAGACCAAGUCUUGAGCGCACUGACACAGGAACGAUUAAAGCAAUGUUAACCAUUUAACGACUUUAGAAUUGUCCCGCUCCCGCGUCCCGCGUCUCAUAGGCGUUUUGAACACUCUACAGUAUGAUCCUAAUUAUAAAUAAAUAUCCGAUUCACACUUACAGUUUUCUCGAAAGAGAACUGACUAUAAAACGGUUAUUUCCAGUAAACUAUCUAACCCAAAUACUGUACCAAUUGGAAGUAAGUUAAGCUAACCAAAAACAAGGCCAGAGCUUUUUGCAACGAUGCAGACUUUAUAAUUAUGUGGCGAAUUGCAACUACAGUACUAUUAAAAUAAUUAACGCCUAGAGAAACAGGAUCAAAAAACGAGUUCUUCUAACUUAACACAAAACCAGUGAAGCAUCUUAUCAAUUAAUAUAGAUAUACUAGAUUCAUAUAAUGUAGUAUUAUAGAUAUAUGCUCAACCGCUGUGAAACUACACUAUUAUUCUGCCAAUCCAUCCAACAAGUUUAUAAGUUAACUGUUACUAACUCAAUUUAAAGUGGGAUCGCGAUACUUGGUUACGCUUAUUCAGCUUCCUGUUCCUUGGGAGUCGAUCUUGCACCUAAUAAAUUAACUAACGAGUAUCGCCUCUAUUGUAUUGCAACUGUGUUAAUUGAGCAGCUUGUUAAGUUAUUUAUCAUGUGAGGCAGCGCUGGUGAACCGUGAAUAUACUUUAUGGGAAUCUAGUAAGGUGGUAUAGCAAGAUGUUGGUUGAGAAAUUAAUAAGAAAUUCCGGUUUUAGAUAGAUGUGUUACAGAGUAAUACAUGCAAGCUGAGUGGAAAAUUGAAGCUUGGAGGAUAGGGUGAGAGAUUAAUAAGGGAUUUGAGUUGAGUUUCGACAUGUGGGUUGAAGAGAGAAAUAUUAGUAACAUAUUCAUUCAUUCAUUUGUUUAUCCAACCAGAAGAAAGUAAACAUGAUAUAACUUUUUGAAGAUAGUGAAAAAUUGGAAGGAAUUUAGAGGAAAAGAAUUUAUAGGUGCAACAGAGGAAAUAGAACUCUGUAAGGAAUGGAAAUAGGGCGAAGGAAACAUUUCAAACUCAAUAUUAUAGUGAUAACUACAUGAGCUCCAGAAUUUUUAUGAAGCUUAUAAAAUAAUCUUAAAAUGUAUGUAAUUCAGGGCUACUUUUUUAUUUAUAAAAUAGCAUUGUAGUACCCUAUUUUUGGAAUUAAUAUGAAAUAAUUGAUUGAAAACACAAAUUAAAACUACUAGUUUCGAUGAUGAAACAUCAACUGGAAGAUGAUGUGGAACAUCGAACUAGUUUUAACUUGUGUUUUUAAUCUAUUAUCUUAUAUUAAUUAAAAAAAAGCUACUACAAUGUUAUUCUAUUAAUAAACUAAUCAAAUCAAUAUAUAUUCAUUGAUGACGUUGAAAUGUUUUAAAAUUCCAAAUAAACGUGAUGAAAUGUCAAGCAAUAUAAAUGUUUACUUUUCAUUUUUUUCUAGGAUUUCCAGUCAAGUAGAGAACUACAUAGUUUCAUAAUGCUUUUGUGCCUGUAAUCUUUAGCAAUAACAUUUUCAGGAAGUUCGCUCCUACUUUUCUUGUCUCUAAGACUGCUUUAUUUAGACUGCUCUUGACUGCAUGAAUCUCAUAAAUUUAAGAAACUUUUUACAAAAUUUUUGACAAUUUUAAUACAAUUUUUCAACAUGUUUUUGUGAUUAUUCAAGCAGUUGUUAACAUUAAUAAAUUAAUAUACAUUCAAAGACUGCUUCAAACUUCCAUAUCAUGAUAAAUUUUGUAUCAACAUCUCAUACAAUUUUAUACUGAGAAUCUUGUAAGAUAUUUUUGCUGAACAAUUGUAUCAUAAAAAAUUAUUACUGUGUAAUCAUUAGUUAUAUCGAUAGACUAACUAAUUCUAAGUUUAGGUUUAGCUUCAUGCUCAUGGGCAAUGUUAUGGCCAUGAUCAUGUGAAUGAAUCAAAACUUAAUUUUAUACUUUCAUAAAUAAAAUUAUUAAAUUGUA